This is a messenger RNA of Sinocyclocheilus rhinocerous, 1670 nucleotides long. Its product is annotated as collagen alpha-5(IV) chain-like. NCBI's taxonomy places the organism in Eukaryota, Metazoa, Chordata, Actinopteri, Cypriniformes, Cyprinidae. The record is from RefSeq and is a predicted model, not a curated record. The transcript has 22 exons. Gene Ontology annotation, molecular function: extracellular matrix structural constituent conferring tensile strength. Gene Ontology annotation, biological process: extracellular matrix organization. The annotation marks the transcript as partial.
GCGCUGCCAGCACUGGACAUCCUUGAGACUUUACAAGAAUUCCCCUAUAACUUUUGAAAAAACGUGCUGGUUCUGCAGUUAGCUUAACGGAGGAAUAUGAUACGUUCAAUAAGUGUUCAUAGUUGUAACUGUCAAUGUUAAGAGGGCAGAUUCUUUGAAAAUCAGUAUGAACUUAAAGGGUCUCAGCGCGGUGUUACUGGUGUUUCUCACUAUAAGUACAGAGCCCCGCAAAUCGGAGUCUGCGGCGUGUCAUGGUUGUGGGACUGGACCAAAGUGUGACUGCAGUGGGGUGAAAGGACAGAAGGGUGAGCGAGGGAUUCCAGGUUUAACAGGCCAACCAGGUGUUCCAGGUUUCCCAGGACCAGAAGGGCCGACUGGACCUUGUGGAGAGAAGGGUGAUGAUGGAACGACAGGGCCGAGUGGGCCUAAAGGAAUAAGAGGACCUUCUGGAUUACCAGGCUUCCCAGGAACACCAGGAAUCCCAGGUCUCCCAGGACAGGAUGGCCCCCCAGGCCCCAAAGGAGUUCCAGGCUGUAACGGAACCAAAGGUGAAAGAGGAUUCACAGGAAGUCCAGGUCUUCCAGGUUUAGUGGGUUCACCAGGUCCACCAGGUUCUAUAGGACAAAAGGGGGAGCCUGGGGAUGUCAUAGAAAUUAAUCGGCCUUCAGAAAAUGGGGAUCCUGGCUUUAAUGGUUUGCCAGGCUCCAGGGGUGAUCCUGGACCCCCGGGUCUUCCAGGUCCUGUUGGUCCUUUUGGUCCACAAGGGUACGAGGGGCGUCCAGGCCCUCCUGGUCCACCAGGGCCAAAGGGAAACAUGGGAUUGAACUUCCAAGGACCCAAAGGAGAGAAGGGUGACUGUGGAUUACAAGGACCUCCUGGGCCACCAGGGCAGGUUGGCGAAGUAUCACGCUUACCUGAUACAGUCAUUCAACAAGGAGAAAAGGGUGAUCGCGGCCAACCUGGAAAUCCUGGUUUUCCAGGUCCCCCUGGACCCCCUGGUCCACAAGGGGACCAGAAAGGUGAGAAAGGAGAACCUGGGGAGUCUGGAAAGAGGGGAAAACCUGGCAAAGAUGGUGAACAAGGCCUCCCUGGAUAUCCAGGUGAUAAAGGAGAAUCAGGUCCUGCUGGUCUAUCGGGGCGAGAUGGUGCAAGAGGUGAGAAAGGUGAUCGAGGACCUCCUGGACCUCCAUCAUACAGGGAUGGGCCGUUCCCAGGCAUAGGUGGAAUAGGACCAAAAGGAGACAGUGGCGAGCCAGGAUUCCCUGGCCCUAAAGGAGACAGAGGACUGCCAGGUAUUCAGGGGCCACCUGGUCCAUCAGGUCCUGCAGGAAUUGGAGGUCCAGGUCCUUCCGGUCCACCAGGUUUACCUGGAGAGAGAGGAGAAAAAGGUGAUGAAGGACAGCCUGGAAUCACCCUCCCUGGAUCACCUGGGAGUACAGGUCCACCAGGUUCCCACGGAUUUCCAGGACCUCCUGGUCCCCCAGGAAUAUUAAAUGGCAACACAGAAUGUAAUCGUGGUCCUCCUGGUCCUCCAGGCCUGCAGGGGGAGCUAGGAUUUACAGGAGGAACAGGACAGAAAGGUCAAAAAGGAGAGACAUGUGUCAAUUGUUUCACUAAUGGAAACCCUGUCCCAGGACCCCCAGGGUUUCCAGGUCCUCCUGGAAAUCCAG